Molecule: messenger RNA, 1368 nt
Organism: Trypanosoma theileri
Lineage: Eukaryota; Euglenozoa; Kinetoplastea; Trypanosomatida; Trypanosomatidae
Product: monooxygenase
Exons: 1
Coding region: 1-1368 (455 amino acids)
Molecular function (GO): monooxygenase activity
Source: RefSeq, a predicted model, not a curated record
AUGAGAGUAGUUAUCGUGGGUGCUGGAAUUUCGGGUUUGUCACUUGCAUCAUUUUUGCGUCGGUUGAAUAUUGAUUGUGUUGUUCUUGAACAGGCACCUUUUUUAUAUGCGACAUAUCAGGCACCAUUUACACUUUUUGCUAAUGCACUAAGUUGUUACAAAGCGUUUGAUAUGAAACAUGUGCUUGAGGGAGGUGAUGUUGUAUCUGAUGAUUUCUUUGGUAUAUUAGAUGAAAAAUUACGUUGGCUUCUUAAGGUGCGGAACAGGACGGUAAACCUUCGGGUAUUGGGAGAAGACCGAAUACCAUUAAGUACGGCCCCUCCUGCCAAUAGUGAUUCUAUUGUUUCGCGUCGCCAUGCAGAACAAGUCAAACAGGAACUCGGAUGCGUCCCUUUGCGCGCAACUUUCUCUGCGGAGUAUCUCCGUACUGUUUUGCGCCAUCAUGUAGAAGAUAUACGCUUUGGAAGCCGUGUGGUGGAUCUUUUCCCACAUGAAGGUAUUAAAGGUGGUGUACACGUUGUGUUAGAAAAUGGAAAAACAGAGUGGGGUGAUGUGGUUGUGGGAGCAGAUGGUGCACAUAGUACUAUCCGAAAGCUUCUAUAUCCUGGUGAAUAUGUUGGAACCAGUAGUAGAUCGCUUGGAAUGACGCAAGUUGAUGGGUUUGUUAAUAUUACCAAUGAUAGUUUUCUUACCGGCGAUGUUCCUGUUGAGGUGUGGGGUUCACGCCGUACUCUUUCAUGUGUGCCACUGCGACGAGAAGGAAAGAGACAACUUGCCUUUUCAGCGACACUGUUUGAUCCACCUACAGAAGUAGUAGACAUUUCUGCUGAGACGGACGCUAUGACAGUUCGGGAAAUCUAUCGUUCUCUCUUACGUCGGGAGUUUGCUGUUUUUGGUGAAGAUAUUUCACAAGCCCUUGGUAAAGCAGAACUGGCUAUUCCAACUGAAAUGGUAGAAGUUCCUGUUAUGCCGCGUUGGUUUAAUAAACGUGCUGUUUUGAUUGGUGAAGCUGCACAUGGUUCACUCCCUUCAUUUCUCGCACAAGAUGCUUCUCUGUGUGUUGAGGAUGCCGCACUGCUUGCCACUUCACUUGUGGAUGUUCCACUUUUCACGGAUGCGGGAUUUGAGUACGCAUUCAAGCAGUUUGAGACAGUACGCCGUGAUCGUGUAGAGCGUUAUAUUCGUCAAUCACGGCGAGCUCGUCGAUUCACUGCUUUUGCAUUUCCAGCUGUACGAAAUGCGUUGUUGACUGCGACACCGGCCCCGGCGUUGAUGUGGUUCCAGAAGUGGCUAUCAAACUGGACGUAUAGUUCUCAACAGUUAGAGGUGGAUCCAAAGACAAAGAUGGAAAUAGCAUACAGAAAUUGA